CUCUCUACCAAAUCACCCCAAAUGGAUAAAGACAUCACAUGGGAUACGAGGAAACCUUAUCCAUCCUCAUCAUUAGCACGUCACGCUCAACUCUCUAUACCUACACCAGCAAGAUAAAAUUGACACCUUCAUCUUUAGCCUCCUCUAUAACUUACAUAUCAAAAAACACACAACAACAAAUUCUUUAUAUGUUCCCCCAAGUAACCAAUAUUUUUCUGUUAGACAUUCAUAUUCAAGCCCAAAAAAAAAAGAGAAACAAUGUUGGCAAUAUUUCACAAGGCUUUCGCUCAUCCACCUAAAGAGCUAAAUAGUCCUGCAUCUAAAAGAUCCUUACUUCCUCAAGAAACUCUUCAAAAAUUCCUAUCUGCUCACCCUUCUGAUACUUCAUCUGUUAGUUUUGGUGACGCUGCUGCUCUUGCUUUUGUUCGUCCUAACUGCACUUCCUUGCUUAAUCAGAGACGGAGGUAUUUUUGUGGGUAUGAUGAUAUUUACUGUUUGUUCUUGGGGAGCUUGAACAACUUAUGUGCACAAAUAAAACAAUAUGGGCUAUCAUCAAAAGGUACAAAUGAAGCCAUGCUGGUAAUUGAAGCCUACAGGACACUGAGAGACAGGGGACCUUAUCCAGCAGAUCAGGUUAUUAAGGAUUUUGAAGGAAGCUAUGCUUUUGUCAUCUAUGACAGUAAGACUGGAACUGUAUUUGUUGCCUUGGGUUCAGAUGGUGGGGUUAAGUUAUUCUGGGGCAUUGCUGCUGAUGGAUCUGUGGUGAUUUCUGAUGAUUUAGAGGUCAUUAAAGCUGGAUGUGCCAAGUCAUUUGCACCCUUUCCCACAGGUUGUAUGUUCCACAGUGAGAAAGGGCUAAUGAAUUUUGAGCACCCAAUGAAUAAGAUGAGGGCCAUGCCAAGAGUAGACAGCGAAGGGGUAAUGUGUGGAGCUAACUUCAAAGUGGAUAUGUAUUCCAGGAUUAACAGCAUCCCCAGAGUUGGAAGUGAAGCUAACUGGUCUGAUUGGAAUAGUUCUUACUGAAUCAGUUCUCCAACAUUUUAGAAUUUUGUCAAAUAGACCCUUGUAGUCUUGGUCCUGCCCUUUCUCGGAUCCGCGCAUAGCAGGAACUUAGUGCACCAGGCUGGCCUUUUUUCCCUUGUGUUUCUUCUGUUUUGGUUUCCUUGUAGAGUUUGUUUUAGGUUGGUCUCUUUCCAGUACUUCUGUGUCUGUGUGCAACUCUCGUAAAAUAAAUGAAGCAUCUUGAUGCAGCUUUGAAAA
Messenger RNA from Capsicum annuum, 1260 nucleotides. Its product is annotated as stem-specific protein TSJT1. The transcript is spliced from 4 exons. The record is from RefSeq and is a predicted model, not a curated record. NCBI's taxonomy places the organism in Eukaryota, Viridiplantae, Streptophyta, Magnoliopsida, Solanales, Solanaceae. Bases 259 to 1023 code for a protein of 254 amino acids.